This is a messenger RNA of Prorocentrum cordatum, 483 nucleotides long. The record is from the annotation of a GenBank genome assembly. NCBI's taxonomy places the organism in Eukaryota, Dinophyceae, Prorocentrales, Prorocentraceae.
GGUCGCCAGGGGCUCGCCCCUCCCGCAGCCGGGCGUUUCGCUGCUAGAGGCCGAGAACCUUCGACUCUCGCAGCAGCUGCACGACAAGAGGCUCGAACUGCAGGAGCUGCUGAGACUCACGCGGGCCCUGGGCGUGCGGCUGACCGGCCCGGAGGCGGACGCCCUAGCUAAUGCUUCCGCCCCAGCGAGGCGCCUCGCCGCUGAGGCCGGCCUGGCCGAGCCGACCCACGCCAGCCACGAGGCCGCCCACGCUGCCGAGGCCGAGGCCGAGGCCGAGGCCGAGGCCGAGGUCGAGGUCGCCCACGGGGCCGAGGCCGAGGCCGAGGAGGAGGCCGAGGGUGAGGUCGCCCACGAGGCCGAGGCUGAGGCCGAGGAGGAGGAGGAGGAGGAGGAACUGCACUUCGAGUCGUGGGACUUUGACACGUCCAUCAUGCUUCUCGGGAUGAUAUCGUUUGUCAUGAUCUUGUUUUAUUUGACAAACUG